AUGGCCAGCCAACCUCUGCCUGAGGCACCCUCGCCUCAGCAGCCCCUGCAGCAGCUUGCUCAGCAUGGCUGCCAGAGCCCGCAGCACCAGCAGCAACGCCCCAGCGUAGGAUCGAGCCCACCCAAGGACGAGCACCAGCAUCAGAACCAGCACCAGAACCAGCGCCAGCACCGCCUCGAGCCGUCAACAUCGUCGUCGCUCAGCCCUCUCCUCCCCAGCGGCUCAACCACCGCCCUCGCGUCCGACACGACUCCUUCGCCGACUGCCAUCCCUCUCCCCCGUGCAUCGUCGGCCGCUGCUGCAACGCCCAACGCGGCCAGCAGCAACCCUCCUCCUCCCCGACGACAGCGCAUCCCAACAUGGCCGCGGCUGCUGUAUGACGCCAACAUGCCGUCCUCCACCAAAUCCGCGAAUGCCCCCAACGGUCAUGCCAACGGCCACAACCACUUCCCCACCCGCCUCAAGAACUUCUUCCGCAUCAACAGUUCGUCCGACAAGUCCGCCUCGCAGACCCCCGACGGUCUGAACCACCACGCCAACACCCUCAAGCCCGAUCACAAGUCCUCGUUCCGUCAGUCAAAAUUCUUCGCAACCGUCGGCCGCCUGCGCUCCACCACCGUCGCUAGCGAGGGCAACACCCUCGACGAGGCCCUCAGCCCUACUGCCUAUGCCAACCCUUAUUUCGCUCACCAGGGGCCGCCGGGCCUGCGUCAUCACAAUGCCGGUUCCGUGCCCCCGAGUCCGCCCGAUACCCCGAGCCAGAAGGCUGCCAGCAGCAAGGACGCUGCCGGCGGCGCCGCCCAGGACCGCGCAACCACGUCCACCAAGGAAGAGCUUGCCCGGAAGCUCCGCCGCGUCGCCAGCGCUCCCAACGCCCAGGGUCUCUUCUCCUCAAAGGGGAAGGGCAGCGGCGAGCGCCCCGCGACGGCCGAGCUGGGGAAGGAGCCCGUCAUGGUGAAUAAGAACGGGAGCGCCGUCGGCCUCGUCGAGUCCAAGGCUGGCGCUGCCGGUGCCGGCGGGGACAACCUGGCCGUCCCCGAUGCUGACGGCCUCGGGGCCCUGCCCUCACCCCAGACCGCUCUUGCGUUCCGCAGGACAUACAGCUCCAACUCAAUAAAGGUCCGCAACGUCGAGGUCGGCCCCCAGAGCUUCGACAAGAUCAAACUCAUCGGCAAGGGCGACGUUGGCAAGGUGUAUCUUGUCAGGGAAAAGAAGAGCUCAAGGCUGUAUGCCAUGAAAGUGUUGAGCAAGAAGGAGAUGAUCAAGCGUAACAAGAUCAAGAGGGCGCUGGCCGAGCAGGAGAUCCUUGCGACCAGCAAUCACCCAUUCAUCGUGACGCUCUACCACUCGUUCCAGUCCGAGGACCACCUGUACCUUUGCAUGGAAUACUGCAGUGGCGGCGAAUUCUUCAGGGCACUGCAGACACGUCCUGGCAAGUGCAUUGCCGAGGACGACGCCCGUUUCUACGCGGCCGAGGUCACCGCCGCGCUCGAGUAUCUGCAUCUGAUGGGUUUCAUCUACAGGGAUCUGAAGCCAGAAAACAUCCUCCUACACCAGUCGGGCCAUAUCAUGCUGUCAGACUUUGACUUGUCAAAGCAGUCGGAUCCGGGUGGCAAGCCGACCAUGAUUAUCGGUAAGAACGGCGCAAGCACGAGCUCCCUGCCGACCAUCGACACGAGGUCAUGCAUCGCCAACUUCCGGACCAACUCGUUCGUGGGGACCGAGGAGUACAUUGCACCCGAGGUUAUCAAGGGCAGCGGCCACACUAGCGCGGUGGACUGGUGGACCCUGGGCAUCUUGAUUUACGAGAUGCUGUACGGGACGACGCCCUUCAAGGGCAAGAAUCGCAACGCCACCUUUGCCAACAUCCUGCGCGAGGACAUACCGUUCCCUGACAACCCGCCGCACCUCUCAAAUCUCUGCAAGUCCCUGAUACGCAAGCUCCUGAUAAAGGACGAAAACCGACGGUUGGGGGCGCGCGCAGGCGCAUCAGACAUAAAGGGACACCCCUUCUUCCGGACGACGCAGUGGGCGCUGAUCCGGCACAUGAAGCCGCCCAUCGUGCCGCACCAGGGUCGGGGCAUCGACACUGUCAACUUCCGCAACGUCAAGGAGAGCGAAAGCGUCGACAUCAGCGGUUCCAGAUCCAUGGCGCCCCGCGGCGUGCCCUUGGACAGCGAGCUGGCCACGCCCGGUGGCGAGACGCCCAUCGAUCCGUUCGAGGAGUUCAACAGCGUCACUCUCCACCACGACGGCGACGAGCAGCAUCAGCCACAGAUAUACCAAGAGGGGAGCAGUAGCUACUCACAAUCUAGUAGCAAGGGCAGAUAGACGAUGCUUGCUGAGGAGGUUGCUUAAAGUGCUUGUUUCUGUGGAGGAGGGGACGGCGUUGGGGGAAUAGGUGGCCUGAAGCUGCGGAAUGCCCUGUUCUCCAUUCCAUUCCUUUAACCCUGACCCUUUCCGAUCCACGGUAGUCUCUGGGGAUGGGAUUGGUGAAAAGGUCACCUACAUGCACGCAUCGCGCAUCAUUACCAGCGCAUCCUUGGCUUCUUCUGUUACUCUUUUUAUUUUCCUAAUCAAGGCGUCUAUAUCUUUGAUUUUGAGCCCCAGCACGACGCGAGCCGCGGGGGCUUUGGGACGGGGUUAAGCGGGUAUCAAACAAGUACAGUUUUCUUUUGCAACAAGGACCUGUGUUUUGUUUGAUGUUCCACAUUCCUCACGUUUAUCCGAACCAUUCUCGAGGCUGUUUUCUUUUUUUUGUUGUUGAAAGUGCCUCCAGAACUUCUCUGCUGUCCGUUUGCUGAACACAACCCCGAUAUGGGAAGUAGCUGCCACUUGAGAGUGGGGUUCGUCAAUGAGCGGCGGAGGAGACGUCAAGACUGCCACGAGCGAGGUGUGUGAAGACGAUGUUACAGAAAAAAGAAAACCGAUAUGACAUGGUGGUGUUUUGUUGGCCUGAUCUUUAUUUGCCUUGUCUGUUACUUUUGUUUGCUCACUCUCCCUUAUCUCACUUGUCACUUUCAUUGCCUCAUACGCUCACAUCACAUCCGAGUGCUGCACCGGAGUCAAGGUCGAUUUCUUCCAAUCCUUCCUCUCAUCUCCAUCCUGCUACGUUUCUUUUGUCCUUGUUCCCUAAAUACUUACCUACCCCUCCCUACCCGGUCGCCGCAAUGUCCCCCAAACGAGGAGAGAUAGCAAAACAGAAAGGCGUCGGGAGAU
Gaeumannomyces tritici R3-111a-1 is the source of this 3219-nucleotide messenger RNA. RefSeq names its product AGC/RSK protein kinase. Gene Ontology annotation, biological process: protein phosphorylation. Gene Ontology annotation, molecular function: ATP binding; protein serine/threonine kinase activity. Bases 1 to 2331 code for a protein of 776 amino acids. Gene Ontology annotation, cellular component: nucleus; plasma membrane; cytoplasm. NCBI's taxonomy places the organism in Eukaryota, Fungi, Ascomycota, Sordariomycetes, Magnaporthales, Magnaporthaceae. The transcript has 4 exons. The record is from RefSeq and is a predicted model, not a curated record.